AUGACAUCCGUCGCGACCGUCGUCGUAGGACUGCGAUGCUACACGAGGUGUCGUAUUUCCCAUUGCUUUGGUCUGGACGACUAUGCCAUCAUGUUUGCUCUGGUUGCUUUGAUCGCCAGGUUCAUUCUCUCCUGCAACUGUGUCUGGACAGUCACAGUCAGCGUGACAAAGGCGUCUAUCUUGGCCCAGUAUUUACGCAUCUUCGACGCGCGGUAUACGAGGGCGCUGUGUUACUUCAUGCUGUUCCUGCUUGUCCCUGCGGUCGCAUGGGGCAUCUUUGCCGGCAUCUUCCUAUGCACGCCGACUGCCAAACUCUGGAAUCCGAGCUUGGCUGGCCACUGCAGAAGCGCGAAAAGCUACUGGCUAUCCGUGGCAGCGAUUGAUAUCUUCCUGGAUUUCGCCGUCCUGGUUCUGCCCAUGCCAUCAAUAGCCAGUCUACAUCUCCCCCGAAAGCAGAAGCUCGCGACUAUAGGAAUGUUUACCCUCGGCUUCCUGGUCUGCUUUGUCAGCGUGGCCCGGAUAGCAUCCGUUGUGAUUUCCUCCGAUCAGGGAGACCACGUCAUGUCUGGCCUUUGGGCAAUCAUCUGGUCGAGCGUCGAGGCGAAUGUGGGCAUUUCGUGCGCAUGCCUGCUAUCAUUGAAAGCACUCCUCACGAAGCUCUUCCCGCGUCUCUUGUGGCGACUCGGAAGCGGCCACCUUGAGCCAGUUUGGGACGAGCUGGACCACAAAGCGGACAGCGGAAAGCAGCGGGAAGCUGCGAUGGACAUGGUCGCCGGGAGCGACUUUAUGUGUUGGGUCCGCGCAGGCUCGCGGCUCCAACAACAGUAG
Messenger RNA from Sphaerulina musiva SO2202, 828 nucleotides. RefSeq lists its product as uncharacterized. The transcript is spliced from 3 exons. The record is from RefSeq and is a predicted model, not a curated record. NCBI's taxonomy places the organism in Eukaryota, Fungi, Ascomycota, Dothideomycetes, Mycosphaerellales, Mycosphaerellaceae. Bases 1 to 828 code for a protein of 275 amino acids.